CCGUGGCAAGAAGUUAGUGCAUAAGACAAACUAAACGGACCGAAGACACACAAUCAUUGUUUUCUUUAACUGUCUUGAAUUCCCUGUUCAUGUUGCCUCUUCUCUUGGCAGCCUUCCAUCUGUUUGAAAAGCUACCUUCUGUCUUGCCUGAGAGCUGCUUAUUGAUCUUUGUGGGACUGAUCAUGGGUGGGAUCAUUUACGGCCUCAAUGACAAAUCCCCUCCGGUCAUGGACAGCGACAUCUUCUUCCUCUACCUCCUUCCACCCAUUGUCUUGGACGCCGGAUACUUCAUGCCCAGCCGCCCCUUCUUCGAGAACAUUGGGACCAUCCUCUUGUACGCUGUGGUGGGGACGAUAUGGAACGUCUUUGGGAUUGGGUUCUCGCUCUACGGGAUUUGCCAAGUGGAGACUUUCCAGCUGAGCGACAUCUCUUUGCUCCACAACCUUUUGUUCAGCAGUUUGAUUGCGGCCGUGGACCCUGUCGCUGUCUUGUCCGUCUUCGAAGAGAUACAUGUGAACGAAAAGCUUCACAUUUUGGUCUUUGGAGAAUCCCUCCUCAACGAUGCUGUAACAGUUGUCUUAUACAAGCUGUUCAGGUCCUUCUGCGAAAUGCCAUCGAUCAAAACGGCGGAUGUGUUUGCAGGAAUUGGGAAAUUCUUUGUGGUCGGGAUCGGCGGGGUCUUGGUUGGCCUCCUGUUUGGCAUGAUCGCCGCCUUCACCACACGCUUCACCAACAACAUCCGCGUCAUCGAGCCCCUCUUCGUCUUCCUCUACAGCUACCUGUCUUACCUGACGGCAGAAAUGUUCCACCUCUCUGGCAUCGUGGCAAUCAUUGCUUGUGCAAUGGGCAUGAAACGUUACGUGGAGGCCAACAUCUCCCUGAAGUCCCACACAACUAUUAAAUACUUCAUGAAGAUGUGGAGCAGCGUCAGCGACACCCUCAUUUUCAUCUUCCUCGGAGUCUCCACCAUCGGUGACAAUCACGAAUGGAGUUGGUCCUACAUUUGCUUCACAGUCAUUUUCUGUCUCCUUUGGAGAGCAUUAGGAGUUCUUGUCCUGACUUUCAUCAUAAACAGAUUACAUGUGAAUACUGUGACAUCCAAGGACCAGUUCAUUAUCGCUUAUGGUGGCCUCCGAGGAGCCAUCUGUUUUUCUUUGGUUUUCUUGCUCCCCGACUUUCCGAGAAAGAAGCUCUUUAUCGCUGCAACAACCGUUGUUAUCCUUUUCACUGUUUUUGUACAGGGUAUGACCAUUCGCCCCCUUGUUGACUUGCUGGAUGUCACCAGAGAACAAGAAAGUGCUCCCACCGUAGGAGAACAAAUUCACAUCCGGUUCUUGGAUCAUUUGUUGGCUGGCAUAGAAGAUAUAUCGGGUCACUGGGGACAGUAUUAUUGGAAAGACAAGUUGGAAUACUUCAACAGCAAAUACCUACAGAAGUUUUUGCUCCGGGAAUAUGUGCAACCUAAGUCAAGCAUUGUGCUGCUCUAUGAGAAACUGGAGCGGAAGCAUGCCAUUGAGCUUGCAGAAGCAGGACAACUCAUCUACGGGCCAGCCCAUACUUCACUGCUCAACAGUGACAAACCUGCCUCCACAGUCAAUGACUCGGAGAGCCUCACCAUAGAUAUGGUGGAUGACAUCCAAAAGAUAUUGGAGAGGAACCUGUACAAAACAAGGAGAACGGUGCCGGCAUAUAACAGGCAUACUCUUCCUGGAGAAACGGAACCGGUGGAACAAGCAAAGCAGAUUCUGAUCCUCAGACAGAAGAGCUGGCAGGUCCAUAUGAACAGCAGUGACUCUGAUCACUUGAGCAAAGAGAAGGAUGGAUCCUAUUCAUUGGAUGGUGGGACUAGCCCCAAACUCAAGUUGUGCAGGUCCCUAACUGCCAAACAUUCCAGGAAAGCCCCAAAUGUAAAAUCCAACCGGUCAAGAUCAGUGGGUUUUAUCAUACCUCUGCAGCGAGAUUCUUCCCAGCGGAUUAAUGAUGACGAAACAGCCAAAAGCCCUAUUUCAGAGGAAAAGUGACAUUGUACCACUAUUGGCUUUUCUUUUCUUCCCAUUUUGCUUGUAUUUAUAUCUAUAUAUUUCUUUCUUGAAUUUGUAGACAUCAUAGAAACAGUACAGUACAAUACCUGUACAUAUGGAGGAUAUCUUCCUGAACUUACCAUAGAAACAGGAAAAUGACUUCUGGACAUUAGGAAUAAGAAUCCUGUGGCCUCACAGAUAUUGUUGACCAAUAUCAACAAUGUUGAAGGAGUGGUAGUUUAAUACCACAUUAACUGCUAUGGCUCAAUGCUACAAAAGCCUGGGAAUUGUGGUUCAGUGAGUUGCCAAAAAGUGCUGGUGUCACAACAGAUCUCAGCAUUCCCUAGGAUGGAGCCAGGGCAGUGAAAGUGGCAUCAAACUGCUAUAACUCUGCAGUGUGGAUGUUCACUAAGAGAUGCAGUGAGUGGAUCUGUAGGAAGAUUUUGGUUUCAUUUCGUCUUCCCUCACCAUCUGUCAAACAUCAUGAACAGAGCAGUGUUGCAUAAUGGUUACAGUGUGAGACCAGAAUUGGUCAGGGAUUUCAUAUGGGACAGUCAUGUUUUCUUGUAAGUGUUAAGAUGUGCUUUCUUCUAUGCACAGUAUGUAUAUCUGUAAAUAAACUAAAAAAUAC
Messenger RNA from Anolis carolinensis (green anole), 2652 nucleotides. Its product is annotated as sodium/hydrogen exchanger 2-like. Gene Ontology annotation, biological process: regulation of intracellular pH; proton transmembrane transport; sodium ion import across plasma membrane. The transcript has 11 exons. The record is from RefSeq and is a predicted model, not a curated record. Gene Ontology annotation, molecular function: sodium:proton antiporter activity; potassium:proton antiporter activity. The coding region runs from base 90 to 2021 and encodes 643 amino acids. NCBI's taxonomy places the organism in Eukaryota, Metazoa, Chordata, Lepidosauria, Squamata, Anolidae. Gene Ontology annotation, cellular component: plasma membrane.